Chinchilla lanigera (long-tailed chinchilla) is the source of this 1415-nucleotide messenger RNA. RefSeq names its product coiled-coil domain containing 34 (gene Ccdc34). The record is from RefSeq and is a predicted model, not a curated record. Lineage: Eukaryota; Metazoa; Chordata; Mammalia; Rodentia; Chinchillidae.
GCCUCGCUCUCGAAUAGUCCGGGUAGCGGGCUGAGGAGCGGCGGGACCAAGCGCCGUCUCUGCCCCUUUAGAAGAGCGCCGGCCUUAUUCAGCGCCAGGGGACUCCUCCGUGUACGCGACAGUCGGCACAAGCUCCGCAGACCGCGGCCGAGCAGCGGCCGGGGGAACUCGGCGGGACGCCACGCUCCGCAGCGCACAGCCCAGCCUCCCGGCGUCGGGGCGUCGCCAUGGCGACGGCCGCCCCCGAGCUGUAGCGACUCCACCCUGUCGCUGCUGUCCCCGCUCGGCCGCCCCGGCUUCCCGUUCCGCGACGGCGACGGCGAGGACGGCGACCGCGGCGGCGGAGAGGCGCCGGGCCGCGGCAGUGCUGCCGAGGAGCCUGGGGCUGAGCAGGCAGAGCGGGCGGAGGAGCGCUCGGCCAGUGGGAGCCUGACCCCGUGGGAGCUGUGGUUCGUGGGCAAAGAGAAGGUGGAGCGCGAGCGGCUGCAGCAGCGGGCACUGGAGGAGUCAACUCAGGAGACGGAGAGGAGAAGAGAGACGGAAGCGCGGGAGAGGAGGAGAGCCGCGGCCGAGGAGAAGCACAGGGAGUGGGUUCAGAGGAAGGACGAGCAGAAAAGGAAAGAGAGAGAACAGAAAUUCAGUAAAGAAAUGGAGGAAAAGGCAGCAAAGGAGCUGGAGAAAGAACAUCUGCAGGAGAAAGCAAAGGAAAGAUACCAGGAGUGGCUAAAGAAGAAGAACGCUGAAGAGUGCGAGAAGAAGAAGAAAGAGAAGGAAAAGGAGAAACAACGGCAAGCUGAAUUACAGGAGAAAAAGGAAAUCGCCGCCAGGAAGUUUAAGGAAUGGCUGGAAAACGCGAAAAACAAGCCUCGCCCUGCUGUGAAGAGCUACGGCUAUGCCAGCGGGCGGCUCACAGGAUUUUACAGUGGAAAUUCCUACCCAGAGCCAGCCUUUUGCAACCCCAUCCCCUGGAAACCAAUCCACGUACCCACUCCGCAGGAAGCCAAGGGUCUUUCUGGGCAGAGGAGCAAGAGGCCCACUGGGACCCGGCCGCCUCCGGCGUCGUCCUCGUCGCGGGCGGCUCGUGGGGCCAGAAGCGGGCUGUGGCUGGGGACUGUGUGCGGAGCCCAGAGGUAGCAGUAUGACGCCCAUGUCCUCCGAGCCACUGGAUCUUAAAUCAGGAAGCAUUCUGUCCCCGGCCUGCGUGAUUGCUGGCGGCUGCCUUUCCUCGCUGGCGUGUGGCACCCUGGGAUGAUCUGACCGAGGAGUUCCUGCACUUGGGUGUCAUCGACCUUUAGGGCUGACCCUGCGCAUCGCUGUGCAGGAUACGGGACCGAAUACCUCACAGUUGUGCUUAUGUUUAGCUUGUGUUAAGUCUGCACGGUCCUAUCAAUAAAACAGUUUUUUCUGUCUUCUUU